Molecule: messenger RNA, 1605 nt
Organism: Dimorphilus gyrociliatus
Lineage: Eukaryota; Metazoa; Annelida; Polychaeta; Dinophilidae
Source: the annotation of a GenBank genome assembly
AUUAAAUGACAGAAGCAGAUUCAAACCUCAGUUAAAGGGUAGUGUCGAGGUUAUCACUUCUGAGGUGUUUCGUUUCAUCGUCUAAAAAAUAACUUUUAUUUUUCAUGCCCUUGAUUCUAACCCUAAGUAGGAGUUUUAAACUAAGACUCUAUAACAAUAAGAAAUUUUAUAUGCAUCUGGGAAAAUUCUAUUGUUUAUUGACCUAUUUUUCUUUCCUUAAAUUUCGACAGUUGGACUAUGGAGAAGCUCACUUUCGAAGUAGCCCCCAAGAUGAGUGAAGAAAAGAGAGGAACUUUUUACCCUGCUUAUAGAGUUGAGCCAAUCGAUAUCGAAGGUUCAACAAGCAUAGUUUUCUCGAAGAAGGGAGAAAUUGGAAGUCUUGCAAAGGCGUUACGCAUCUUUGAGGAAUUUGAAGUAAAUCUAAUACACAUCGAAUCGAGACCCAGCAAACAGAAUCCGGACUUUUUCGACUUUUUCAUAUCAUGCGAUAAUACUAAAGGAGACGUAAAGAAGGCAAUCGAAUCUUUAACUGGAGAUAAUUGUAAUGUUACGGUUCUAACGCGAUCAAUUAACCCUGAAAUAACAGAUAAGACAGUUCCUUGGUUUCCUCGCAAGAUAUCUGAACUCGAUAGAUUUGCAAACCAGAUAUUGAGUUAUGGUUCGGAAUUGGACGCUGAUCAUCCGGGAUUUACGGAUCCAGUUUAUAGAGAGAGACGAAAGCAAUUCGCUGAUAUAGCGUAUAAUUAUAAGCACGGACAGAAAAUACCGAGAGUUGAAUACACAAAAGCUGAAGUGGAAACUUGGGGAACAAUCUUUAAUAAGUUGACUGGCUUAUUCCCUAGUCACGCUUGCAGGGAAUUCAACAGGGUAUGGCCUCUACUCAUCGAUAAUUGCGGUUAUAGACCGGAUAAUAUUCCCCAAUUACAAGAUAUAUCCGACUUUUUAAAAGAUUGCACGGGAUUUACUCUUAGACCUGUCGCUGGACUCCUAUCUUCAAGGGACUUUCUAGCAGGUUUAGCUUUUCGCGUCUUCCACUCAACGCAGUAUAUAAGACAUAGCUCUAAACCAAUGUAUACUCCAGAGCCAGAUAUUUGUCACGAGCUAAUUGGUCAUGUACCACUUUUCGCUGAUCCAGAAUUUGCGCAAUUUUCUCAGGAAAUCGGAUUAGCUAGUUUAGGGGCUCCGGAUGAUUACGUUGAAAAAUUAGCAACUUGUUAUUGGUUUACUGUAGAAUUUGGUCUGUGCAGACAAAAUGGAGAAUUGAGAGCUUACGGCGCUGGAUUAAUAUCUUCCUUUGGAGAAUUACAAUAUUGCUUGUCUGAUAAACCAGAAGUUAGACCUUUUGAACCAGAAAAGACAGCGGAACAAAAGUAUCCUAUAACGGAAUUUCAGCCAGUCUAUUUCGUUGCAAAUAGUUUCACUGAAUCGAAGGAAAAGAUGAGAGAUUUUGCUGAUACUAUACCAAGGAAUUUUGGCGUACGUUAUAAUGCAUUUACGCAGAAUGUAGAAGUUCUAAACAACCUAAAUCAAAUAAGAACAUUUGCCUCCUGCCUUAAAAAUGAAAUGAGUCGUUUAGAAGAUGCCCUAAGGAGAUUUAACAUUUAG